GCAGCAGCGCCGUCAGGAGGCUGGGAACUGGGGGCUGGGGAACCGGAGGCGGAGGUCAGGCUGAGUCUUCCCCGGUAAUAAGGAGCAACGCGUCCCGCGGUCCUGGCUCCUUGGGUCCUGUCGGAUCAGGUCUGGGCGCCGCUGCUGUGGCUCCCGCCGCGGCGGGUGCGAUGGAGACCGUGCCGGAGCCCAGCACUCACUCCGGAGGAGGUCGAGACAGCUGGCGGUUCUCGUAGAUGUGUCGGGGAAGGCAGCCCGGGCUCUCCAUGAGCAAGCGGCGGCGGCGACGGGGGCGGCGGCACCGGCGGUUUUCAGUCCCCGGGGAGGAUGAAGACACUGUUUGAAGAGAUCAAAGCAUCAAUUAAAAACAACUAUAACCAAGAUCGCUCGUUUUGGAGGCCCGUUCUGCCUUGGGGAGGUGUCUUCACGAUCAAAGCUGGCCGCAAAGCAGUGUCCUGUACCCCGCUCUACGUGGAAAUAAGACUGAAAAAUACCUGCACCAUAGAUGGAUUCUUAAUGUUACUCUACGUCAUUCUUCAUGAGAAUGAAAAUUUUCCCAGAGAACUCUCUCUUCACUUAGGGAGAGAGUUUAUAGACUGUUUUCUUUAUUUGAUGGACACCUAUAGUUUUACAACUGUGAAGCUACUUUGGAUUUGGGACAAGAUGGAAAAACAGCAAUAUAAAUCUGAAGUUUAUAAAGCUUCAUUAAUAAUUGAUCUGUUUGGGAAUGAACAUGAUAAUUUUACAAAAAAUCUUGAAAAUCUCAUGUCUACCAUACAAGAGAGCUACUGUUCUAACUGGCGAUGCCCAACUCGCGUGCAGGAGGAUCAGCAGCGCACAAUUAAUAUAAGUCCUCCCCAAGAAACUCCACAUGGAAACUUGAUACGACUGGCUGUCGAUGAGUUAUUCUGUUCCAAGAUUGAACUGUGUGAAGAACGUGGGUACAAUAAAACCUUUGUUAACCAGAACCCAAUUAAUCGGGACCCUCAGUUAACUGGAUUUUUUCUGCAUUCCUCAUUUGGGAGAAAGAGGUGUGAUGGUUUAAGAGAAUUCUCCCAACGAGUUUUCUGCCAUGGGGCACCCCCUUUUGUUGUCUUAAAUAUGCAGCAUUGGAAAUCGGAAGAUCUGGCAUAUGUACCCUAUCACUUGGAUUUAUCUGAUCAUAAAUAUUUGUUGGAAGGUGCCACAUUAUUUAACAAAGAGGAACAUCAUUAUUCUGCAGCUUUCCAGAUCGAUGGACAUUGGAUGCACUAUGAUGGCCUCAGAAAUGUGAAUUUAAUUUUGCUAAAUAAACCACCUGAGUUUCUCCUGUUGUCAUCAUUGGUUUAUAUUCGAGCAACAGAAAAAUAAAUAUAGGCCGAUGCUAAAUUUAAUUGUUUUCCCUUCUGCCCAUGCUCCCCAAGGUGAAGGGCUUUUAUUUUGUAUAUACUUGGUAUCCAAGGAAAUAGUUCAACUAUACUAGUUUCAGAGUUGUAUCUUCCAGUGUUUAGCCCCAGGUAAAUGUUUUAUAUAGAGAAUCUAUGCAAAAGUGUUUGUAUUUCUUUUUUCUAUAUCCAGGUUUAUUUUUAUACAAGCAUAUUUUAUGUUGAAAUAAAAUAUAUCUUUGUAUUUUUUAUUUAUAUGUACCUCAAAGAUUUUUUACAAUUCUGUCCAUGAAUCUAAGAAAACACUUGUCAUUUGAAGUCUCAACUUUGAGGGGCGAGGGGUAUAUCCAAAUAAAGUCUGCGUAGAAGUCAGUGUUUCUGUUUCUAUAAAUUCCACAGUUCAAAAUGUGUCUGAGAAUAUUCCUUUGCCCUACCUCACUCUAAUCCAAAGUGCAUUACUGGACCUAGUAUAUAUUUGAAUGUAUGAGUUGUAGACAGCUUAGUCUAUUUUACCUGUUGUUUUGCCUAAGUUCCCUGAAGCAGUUUUUUUAAAUUUUUGGUGAGAGUGCUUUCUGGGCUUGAAUAAUUUCUUUAUAAUGGCAAAUUUCUUUAACCACACUUGCUGAAGUAUUAUAUACCUGCCAGUGAAUCUUAAAUAUUAAUUAAGUUCCUAAGCCUAAUUAGAGUUAUUGUUAAAAAUAAAUUAUAUAACUAAUCUAAGCAAUUAUCUCAUAGUUAAAUGUCAUGGAACUUCUCCAAUAAAAAUGUAUUUUGCACAUAAGAUAAAUAUAAAAAAUAGGCAACUGGGUGUUUACAAAUGUUGGAUUAAUAGUAGAAAUGUAUUUUAAAUAUAUACUUAAGAGAACAUGGGUACUUGGAAGUAUUUUUCUAGUAAGUCAUAUUGGCACAGGAAAAAAAACAAAUUUUUCAAGUAACAUCUGUUGGCUCCUUUAUAAGUAGUAAAUCGGUAGCUUGAGACUUUGAUUUGCAAUAGAAAUCACUAGAAUUGUAAAGAUAACAGAAUAUUGUGUUUCUCUUCAGACACCCUAAGGUCUCUCUUUCUCUCUCUCUCUUGAAAUUUAAAGAGAAAAAAUUAAAUCCUAUUCUUAAGGGAAAAUACAUUUUGAAGUUUAUUACAAUUUUUUUAGUGUUUACAUUACAUUGAACAGUCCACCUUAGGUUUUGGGUUGAGAUUGAGCGCACUAUAUUUGGAAAUUUCUACAUGAUAACCCAGGUCACUGCCAUAUCCAAAUUGCUAGAUUUAAUUCAGUAGAUUGUCUUACAUUGGCAUGGUGCCAUGUUGAGAGAACAUACUGAAGAAUGUAUAAAUGUGAGCAAAAUGUUGCUGAAAAUGCCUCACUUUGAGCAAAUACUAUGAAAAUUCCUUUUUUACAUGAGAUAAAAAGUAGUGAUUUAUUUUAUAAAAAUAAAUUCACCCCAAGGUUUAUUUAAAUAGUUCCCCGCAUGUACUUAAAUAGGAUUUGAUUUACAGUAAACUUUUCUGGGGACACUCUCUUGCAUGAAUCAAAGUAUAGAAAAACACAAAUUCUAGCUUAUAUGUAAAUGGUAUCAUUAACAAAAUUAUUCCUACUGUGGAUUUAUUUUUUUUAGAACUUGCACUUUAAUUGGAAUGAUACUAGUUUAUCACAAAACCAUCACUUACCUACCUCACAGGGUUGUUGUGAGGAUUUAGAUGUUUGUUAAAACCUUGACUACCUUGAACAUGCUAAUAAACAUUUUUUUCUACCUCUUUCAUGUA
Messenger RNA from Artibeus jamaicensis (Jamaican fruit-eating bat), 3123 nucleotides. RefSeq names its product chromosome unknown C14orf28 homolog (gene DORIP1). Bases 328 to 1350 code for a protein of 340 amino acids. The transcript has 6 exons. Lineage: Eukaryota; Metazoa; Chordata; Mammalia; Chiroptera; Phyllostomidae. The record is from RefSeq and is a predicted model, not a curated record.